This is a messenger RNA of Cariama cristata (Red-legged seriema), 945 nucleotides long. It is a transcript of the gene PSKH1, whose product is annotated as protein serine kinase H1. Gene Ontology annotation, molecular function: ATP binding; protein kinase activity. Gene Ontology annotation, biological process: protein phosphorylation. NCBI's taxonomy places the organism in Eukaryota, Metazoa, Chordata, Aves, Cariamiformes, Cariamidae. The transcript has a single exon. The annotation marks the transcript as partial. The record is from RefSeq and is a predicted model, not a curated record.
AUGGGCUGUGGGACAAGCAAAGUGCUUCCCGAGCCCCCCAAAGAUGUGCAGCUAGACCUGGUUAAAAAAGUUGAAUCUUACACAGCCCACAAUGACAUAUAUAAGCAUUUCAUCAAAGAUGACUGUGGGACUGUCAUCAAAGCUGGCUCUCCCUCGCCUCCACAUCACGCUAACCUGUAUCCUGGGAACCACCUGCCUGCCCACGUGGACCAGCCCGAACCCCGCAAGAACAAAGUGGCUAAAUACCGCGCCAAAUUUGACCCCAGAGUGACAGCCAAGUACGACAUUAAAGCCCUGAUCGGGAGAGGGAGUUUUAGCCGCGUUGUACGGGUGGAACACAAGGCUACCAAGCAGCCCUAUGCAAUCAAGAUGAUAGAGACCAAAUACCGGGAGGGGAGGGAAGUGUGCGAGUCGGAGCUUAGUGUGCUGCGGCGGGUUCGACACACCAAUAUCAUCCAGCUUAUUGAGGUGUUUGAGACCCAGGACCGUGUGUAUAUGGUGAUGGAAUUGGCGACUGGAGGAGAACUGUUUGAUCGAAUCAUCGCUAAAGGUUCCUUCACUGAGAGAGAUGCUACGCGUGUGCUGCAGAUGGUGUUAGAUGGCGUGAAGUAUUUGCAUACGCUGGGUAUCACACAUCGGGACUUAAAACCAGAGAAUCUGCUGUACUACCAUCCGGGAACAGAUUCCAAAAUCAUGAUUACAGACUUUGGGCUGGCAAGUGCUCGGAAGAAGGGAGAUGACUGCCUGAUGAAAACCACGUGUGGGACCCCAGAGUACAUUGCUCCUGAGAUACUGGUGAGGAAGCCGUACACGAACUCAGUGGACAUGUGGGCACUGGGUGUUAUCUCAUACAUUCUACUGAGUGGCACUAUGCCCUUUGAAGAUGACAACCGCACCCGCUUGUAUCGGCAGAUCCUGAAAGGAAAAUACAGUUACUCAGGCGAG